GUUGAUUGUGGAUUAAACAAAAUAAUAUACAAAUCAGCGGUUGAGCAUAUAAGGGUGAAAAUUAGAGUUUACUAUUGGGGGUGUACCUCUUUUAGUUAACAUUUAGGUGUAUUAGGCAUAAGAUGUUGGCAGAUUCUCAGACCUAGCCGAUAAGCACACCAAAUUUCAUCAAAAUCCAGCCGUUUCAAAGGACACCGUGACUCGAGAAUUUUAUAUAGUAUAUUCAACAGGAAUCCCAAUUUUAUUUGAGGUGGAAUAAAAUCGUAUAACUAACAAACAUAUGAUAUGAACAUAUAUUUACGAAAUGCAACGGCAAAAUUGUCGAAAAAUUCGACAGUUUUGAUUUCAACUUUCCGUUUCAAAGCGGGAGAUUCUUCAGCAUCGGAAGGGUCGAGACAACCUCAGGGGACUAAACCAACGCCUCUAAAGGCAGUCCCACCAGCAGUUCCUCCUGGUGUUCCACCGCCUCAAACUAAGAAGACCUUUGGUUCUCUCUCGGAUCACGAUAGAAUUUUUACAAAUCUUUAUGGUCGGCAUGAUUGGCGAUUACAAAGUGCACUGAAGCAAGGAGAUUGGUAUAAGACUCAAGAUAUAUUAUUAAAGGGCUCAGAAUGGAUAAUAAAUGAAAUAAAAUCAUCUGGUUUGAGAGGCCGUGGUGGUGCAGGCUUUGCCACAGGUCUUAAAUGGUCUUUUAUGAAUAAACCCCCUGAUGGUCGGCCUAAGUUUCUUGUAGUUAACGCAGACGAGGGUGAGCCAGGCACUUGUAAAGAUCGUGAGAUUUUACGACAUAGUCCUCACAAACUCGUGGAAGGCUGUCUUUUAGCUGGGCGAGCAAUAGGUGCCCGAGCAGCUUUCAUUUAUAUUCGCGGUGAAUUCUAUAAUGAGGCAUGUAACACGCAAACAGCCAUUGCUGAGGCUUAUAAUGCCGGUUUUCUGGGUAAAAACGUCUGUGGAUCCGGAUUCGACUUUGACGUUUAUAUGCAUCGCGGAGCCGGUGCAUAUAUAUGUGGUGAGGAAACUGCUUUGAUUGAGUCUUUGGAAGGAAAAGCUGGUAAACCACGUUUAAAGCCUCCAUUCCCUGCAGAUGUGGGUGUAUUUGGUUGUCCUACAACUGUUAAUAACGUAGAAACUAUAUCCGUAGCGCCUACCAUUUUACGAAGAGGAGCCAAUUGGUUUGCUAGCUUUGGUCGAACUCGCAACUCUGGUACGAAACUUUUUACUAUUUCUGGUCAUGUUAAUAAACCUUGCAGUAUCGAAGAAGAGUUAUCUAUGCCACUUAGGGAGAUCAUUGACCGUCAUGCUGGAGGAGUGCGUGGCGGAUGGGAUAAUUUGUUAGCUAUUAUUCCAGGAGGUUCUUCUACCCCAAUGAUCCCAAAGAAAGUUGUGGAAACCGUUAUAAUGGAUUUUGAUGGUCUUUUGGCUGCACAAACAUCUUUAGGGACAGCGGCAAUUAUUGUAAUAGAUAAAUCUACGGAUGUCGUAAAAGCAAUAGCACGACUCUCAACGUUUUACAAGCAUGAGAGCUGUGGUCAGUGCACUCCUUGCCGAGAAGGUUUGGCUUGGAUAAACAAAAUCAUGCAACGCUUUGUUACGGGUAAAGCUAAAAUGGAGGAAAUUAAUAUGAUAUUGGAGGUAACCAAGCAAAUUGAAGGACACACCAUAUGCGCUUUAGCCGAUGGAGCCGUUUGGCCUGUACAGGGUCUUAUGCGUCACUUUAGGCCGGAAGUUAAAGCUCGAAUAAAACAGUUUGAACAGAUAACAAAGAGGAAGCAUUCUGCUGGAGGAUGUGCUUAAUGAAGAUUCUUUAACAAAUUUUUUUAAAGCUCACUUUUUUGUAUAUCACAGCUAUGAAUAUAGUUUAAUAAUCAUCUUAUUUUUCCUUCAUAAAAAAAUUAAACGCUUUUUCGCUAUGUACCCUCAGAACGUCGUGAAAAUUUGCACAGUUAUUGGCUUUUGCCUGCAAAAGGUCCUAACGAAGGCCUAUUGAAGUAAAACUUCUAAUGGGAGUUCGGAAAAUGUUGCGUUAAACGAUUAUCGCGCAGUGGUUAGAGUGUAUGAUGCAUCCGCUAGUAAGUAAAGAGAAAGAAAAAGAGAGAGCUACGCAGCAAGUGUUGAUGGCUUAGUGAGUGACGCAUCACAUACAUACGUACCAUCAAUGAAUCGUUCAAAAUGUGAGUUAUAUUAAUGAAACUAAGACAUCACCUUUUUCGAGUCGUAGAAUGGCUUGGUAUCAAAAAUGUAUAAAAUCAGUUUAAGAUUAACCCUAGCUCCCAAUUACUUACCACAAGAAUUUUAAACAUCCGGUUAAUUGACUUUCCUGCUUAUUUGAAUAAACUGAUCGGUCAAAAAUAUAUUGCAUACAACAUAUGUGUAAAUUUUCCCGAUUAAUUGAACCCGGUUAAUUGGUUUCCUCACACAAUUGGUUAAAAAUAUGUGUUAUUGAAAAAAAGAUACCUUUAAUUUCCCCCGGUUAAUUGCCGCCGGUCUGGCAUUGCCGCACAUACAAAAACAUGCCUCGUCCACAAAACGCCAUGAAAAGCUGUAAAGUGCCAUAACUAAGAACUAAAUAAAGAUAUUAAACUGUAAUUUGGCAAAGGGGAUCGCUAUAGAAGGGGACACCCUCCUUUGUUCAAGCCUUUAGAUACCGAAUAUGUGGACCCCAGUGUCUAUAGUUGAUUUUAUUUUAAGUCUCUUUGGUCGAAUUGAUAUCACAUAAUCGUAC
Molecule: messenger RNA, 2722 nt
Organism: Bactrocera oleae (olive fruit fly)
Lineage: Eukaryota; Metazoa; Arthropoda; Insecta; Diptera; Tephritidae
Product: NADH dehydrogenase [ubiquinone] flavoprotein 1, mitochondrial
Biological process (GO): mitochondrial electron transport, NADH to ubiquinone
Molecular function (GO): NAD binding; 4 iron, 4 sulfur cluster binding; NADH dehydrogenase (ubiquinone) activity
Source: RefSeq, a predicted model, not a curated record